CUCCAACACCGCUGGUGGCGUCUUUUUUCCCACACAAUAGUUUGAACACGAGAAGAAGACGUGAUAUCGUGGUAGGAUAAUAGGUUCCCUAAAUGUGAAUGUAUUUCACAGUUUUCAGAAGUAGCCCAAAUGAACCAGCCCUAGAUGCAAAGUGAAGAAUAUGGGUAUAACCGAGGCAUGGAUGCUUAUGACAGUGUUGUGCGCGGCCAGCGCGAGUCCACCUUUGCUUACUGUUAAUCUGAACACACCUCCGGCGGAAAGAUGGGCUCCGCUUGUGGAGUUGUUUGACAAACAAUUCCUAAAACAAGUUGCAGCGGACGUAAUUGACUCAACGGUACCAAAAUGGGUUCACCAUGCAAUCAUCCCCGUAGUGGAAGCCUUGGCGAAGUACAUGCCCCAGCACUAUGCCGAAGAGAUCAAGGGAAUGGCCUCUUACUAUGGGUCUGAAACCGCCGACAUCGUUCUACUCAAUUUUGCCUAUGAAGUUACAGCAUUCUGCACUAGUAUCAUAGCGCAAGAUUCAAAAGGAAAUCUUUACCAUGGCCGAAACCUGGACUAUCCCUUUGAAAUCCUCAAGAACGCCACCGUUGAUGUCAGUUUUAUGAAAGAUGGGAAGGAGCUGUACAGAGGAACCACGUUUGCUGGCUACGUGGGCUUGUGGACAGGACAGAGUUCCAGGGGAUUUACUGUGUCUGGAGACCAGCGCUCUAAAGGGCAUUGGUGGGAAAACGUAAUUGCUGCAGCGCUGAAAAAUGCCCCUGCCAGCUGGCUAGUAAGGCAGACUCUGGAGGAAGCUGAGGAUUUCGAGGAGGCCGUGAUGCGGCUGGCCAAAGUCCCUCUCAUCGCUGACGUCUACUACAUUGUGGGCGGAGUUCACCCAGGGGAAGGGGUCGUGGUCACCAGAGACAGACGAGGCCCCGCUGACAUUUGGCCUCUGGACCCUACCAAUGGAGCAUGGUAUCGAGUGGAAACAAACUAUGACCACUGGUUGCCGACUCCCCCUGAAGAUCCACGAAGAGCUGCAGCAGUGAAGGCACUGAAUGCUACAGGACAAGAUAAUAUCAACUAUGACACGUUGUAUCAGGUGUUGUCUAUUCCACCAGUAUGCAACAGGUUUACCAUUUACACGACCAUGAUGAGCGCAGCUGAGCCAGAGCAGUACAAGACCGUGGUGAAAGAGUGUAUUCAGCAUGGCAUACAAUAGAAACAGACCACAACUCUUAUGGAUCACACUUCACUAGGCAGAGAAAUGACCUUGGAUUGUUUUCCAAUUCAUAUGUACUGUAAGUAGUCCACUAGAUGUGGAAUGCACUGAUAACUGUAUGUCAUUUUUUGUAAUUGAAUGCCACUUUUCUGCUUUGAUUUGGCCUUUUAAGGUUUUUAUUAACUAGAUGUAUUUGCAUUAAUAUAAACAGACCAAAAGUGAUCAUUGCAAGUAUUACCUGAAUGUUUAUGCUGCUAUUGCCUUAAUUCUGCUAUGAUUUGUUGGUUGCUUAGUUUUAUGUGCAUAUCCACUGGUUCAUAUUGUGUAUGUGCAUGCAUACAAAUCCUGACACAGUAAAAACCCAUGGGGAACUAAUAGUGACCUUUAUCUAAAGCGUAACAGUGACCUUUAUAAAUAGGUUUAUCAAAUGAGGAAAAAGGUGAAACUAGUUUUUCAAAGUCAGCAUAAUACUACUGUGCCUCCCGGAUAUUGUGAAGAAUAGGUUUUGUAUAUUUUCGAAUCCUCACAUUGCCACCACCUAACAUUUCCUUUCAAUUUAUAUUGAAUCGUUAACAUAUUUUUUAUGAAUCAUAUGAUAUAUAUUUUAAUAAAAGCUUUUGUGCUUUUUUAAUUAAAAAAAAGCUUUUGUAUGAAUUACAGUAUGGAGCCAAUUGAUUGUUAAAAGGUUUUGGACCAAUUUUGUGAAUGUUUUGAAUCAUUUCCUCUUGUUAAGCAUCUCAAUAAAUAUGUAUUGAAAAAUGCA
Messenger RNA from Engraulis encrasicolus (European anchovy), 1967 nucleotides. Its product is annotated as N-acylethanolamine-hydrolyzing acid amidase-like. NCBI's taxonomy places the organism in Eukaryota, Metazoa, Chordata, Actinopteri, Clupeiformes, Engraulidae. The record is from RefSeq and is a predicted model, not a curated record. Gene Ontology annotation, molecular function: fatty acid amide hydrolase activity. The transcript is spliced from 11 exons. The coding region runs from base 161 to 1204 and encodes 347 amino acids. Gene Ontology annotation, biological process: fatty acid metabolic process. Gene Ontology annotation, cellular component: lysosome.